Molecule: messenger RNA, 489 nt
Organism: Hyphopichia burtonii NRRL Y-1933
Lineage: Eukaryota; Fungi; Ascomycota; Pichiomycetes; Serinales; Debaryomycetaceae
Exons: 1
Coding region: 1-489 (162 amino acids)
Biological process (GO): electron transport chain
Source: RefSeq, a predicted model, not a curated record
AUGAUUGCCAGAUCCACAUUAAGAUCGUUGAGUUCUGUCAGAGCGCCAGCCGGCGCUCGUGCGUUUGCCACCGGCUCGGUUCUUCAGCAAAAACCAGUUCCUUACGACGAAACCAAAAUAAGAUCAAACGAAGUUGUUUCUGGUGCUCCGCAAGACUUGAGUACUAACAGAGUAGUCAGAAUCUAUUUGGAGUCCAAGCCAGCUACUCAAUCCGGUCAUCAUAAUGCCAAAUCCUGGAAAUUGGACUGGGACGUUUUAGGUAAAGGUAAUAGAUGGGAAAAUGACUUGAUUGGUUACCAAUCUUCUGCUGAUUAUAUGCAAGGUACUAUCAUGAAGUUUGAUACUAAAGAAGCAGCCAUCAGAUUUGCCCAGGGCCAAGGUUGGGAUCAUUACGUUCAAGAACCUAAAAAGAGACAUUUCAGAAAGAAGGAGUACGCAGCUAACUUUUAUCACUCUGCCGGACCAUUAAAACAUAUCAGAACCAAGUAA